This is a messenger RNA of Trypanosoma theileri, 5364 nucleotides long. RefSeq names its product putative brefeldin A-inhibited guanine nucleotide-exchange protein 1. Bases 1 to 5364 code for a protein of 1787 amino acids. Gene Ontology annotation, molecular function: guanyl-nucleotide exchange factor activity. The transcript has a single exon. Gene Ontology annotation, biological process: regulation of ARF protein signal transduction. Lineage: Eukaryota; Euglenozoa; Kinetoplastea; Trypanosomatida; Trypanosomatidae. The record is from RefSeq and is a predicted model, not a curated record.
AUGACUAACAGUGUCUUAAAUGUAAUUACCCGUAUUUCCUCUCUUUGUAAGGAUCGUCAUGCAUAUCUUCGAGAUGUCUGCGCAUAUGCCUAUGAAAAUAUACCAAAAAUGGAGCAUGAUAAUGAUGUAACUCUAAAUCUUCUCUUUUAUCCACUUGAAAUUGCUAGUAACAUCGCAAAUGAACAGCAACUCUUCCUUCCCUUGUCAUUACAGGGUAUACUAUUUCUAUUGCGGUUACGACGUAUCACUGAUAAAACCUUGUAUGUCCCACCAAAUAUUCCAAUUCCCAAAAGAAAGAAGAGUUUUUUUGGAACUUCUGAUGUAACGGUACCUACUGAAGAGAAUUCAUUAAGUAAUGGAUCUUCUUCAGACACGAGGAAAUUUGUUGAUGUUGUACUUGAGACUAUAAGGAAACACAGACGUUCUUCAAUAGAAGGAGUUGCUCCUUUAGUGCUUCAGUGUCUUGCUGAGUUUAUUUAUAGCUGUGAAUGUGUAGGCAAAGUGAGAUUGGUGGAUUGUUUUCAAAGUGCUUUUGAAGCCCAAUUGGGGAUAAAAUCUUUACCAGAAUUUGGUGAUUCAAACACAAUGCUUAAAAAGAUACUAACUAUUAUCUUGAAAAAACGCACCAAUGCUUUCAAUGACAUAGCAACCUCUUCUUCUGGUGCGGCUUCUGCUGUUUCCAUGACUUCUAUUGCUGCUGAUCCGUCUUCACGUAUUUCUUUUCCAGCCCAAGUUGCAGCCAAGUUAACGGCUAGUAUUCCAAACGAUUGCCUUGAAGAGAGUUAUAAUGCCACUCUGGUGAGUAUUCCAGAAGACACAGCUCAACUCAGUGUAAAUGAUGAGGAUCUCUUAGUUGGUACGAAUUCUCAACCAGAGUGGUUAAUGCGUUAUGAUCUGGAUUGUUAUGAAAUUCUUGUAAGGAUUUGUUAUCUUUCUACAAGACAUUUGGAUGAUCGAGCCUCUUUAAGAUCCAUGGGUUUGCGAUGUAGAAGAUUAAGUUGUACGCUUCUCGCUCAUUUUCUUAAUGAAAUGGAUGUAGAGUUUGCAUCUAGUACUCUUUUUGAGUCUGCUUUGCAUAAAAAUAUUACUUUGAGUUUACUUUACAAUUGUAUAUCAGAAGAUUCGGAAUUGUAUUGUAUCACUCUAGAAACAUUAUAUUACUUGGUAGUCUAUCAUGCAGCUGUUUUAAAAUCUAAAGUGAUAGUAUUCAUACUAGGUAUUUUAUUACCUAUGGUAGAGUCUAAACAGACAUCUUAUCAUCAAAAAAAUACUAUUUUAACAUUUUUUGAUUUUGCAUUACGUAAUCCACAAGUUUUAAGUGAUUGGUUUACUAAUUUUGAUUGUGUUCAGGGAAUGACAAACCUUUGUGAAAUAUUCGUUUCACGAUUAUCAAAAUUAGCUAAAAUGUCUCAUAUUUCAUCAAUGGUUACGGCUAAACAAGAUGAGGCUUUACGUUUUACUUGUAUUAAGGUAUUAUGUACAUUUGUACGGUCUAUAGAGAGUAUUUCAAAUGGAUUACAGAUUUCUGGAUAUAGUAUGAAUUCUGAAAAAAGUAUGAAUGAAAAUGAAGUAAAAGAAAAGGAAAAGUAUGAAUCAGGGAAAACACCACGCCAUGAUGAACGUGAAGAGGAUAUGCUAACUCAAAUAUCUAGUGAAUUAUUUUUAGCAAAAACAGCACCACUAAUAGAAGUAAAAUUACAUAAUGAUGAUGAAGAUGAUGAUGAUGAUGAUGUGAGAAUCACAGAAGAAUUAGGAGGAGAAAAUAGAGCAGCUGCUAAUACUGUUCGAUCUUCCUAUACAGAUAUUGAACAAUUACUUCGAGGAAAAAAAGCAUUUGAUGCUGUUGUGAAAGCAUUUAAUGCAAGAGAUCAUACGGCUGCUCUCUCAAUGGCUGAAAAAUCUGAUCUUUUGAGUAGUCAAUCUCCAGAAGUGGUAGCUCGGUUCCUGCUUCGUGAGGAACUUGAUCCUGUAAGUAUAGGAGAAUUCCUUUGUAAAGAGAAUGAGGAACGAAAAAGUAUUCUUACGGCUUUUAUUGGAUUAAAUGAUUUUACUGGUUUGACCAUUGAUGAAGCGAUGCGACUCUUUUUGGGUAAAUUUAAACUUCCUGGUGAGGCUCAAGUUAUUGAUCGUGUGAUGGAAAUAUUUGCAGAGCAGUAUUGUAGACAAAACCCUGAAAAUUUCUCUGGUCCAAGUCCAGCAUUUAUUUUGGCGUUUUCCAUCAUGAUUUUAAACACGGAUGCUCACUCUUCUAAUAUCAAAGAUAAAAUGACAUUGGCACAGUUUAUAAGAAACAAUAGAGGAAUUGAUGAUGGUCAAGAUCUUCCCGUACAUUUACUUGAAGGGAUUUAUCAACGUAUUACAACAAAAGAAAUUCUUCUUGAACGUCGUGGAAUUAUUCAAUCUUUUCCUUCCAUGAAAGGACGUACAAGGAGUAAAAAGAGAUUAUUUAUGUUUUCCGCAUCAGGAUCCUCACACACAACGAACUCUACCACUACCACUACUUCCACAGCAACAGCAACAGCAACAACACCAACGAAAGCCAAUGGUUCUAAUACAACUUCCACUAUGAAUACAACAGCAGCAACUACUCCAACAAAAGCGGCAGAAACAACAAUGACUCAAGGAAGAGGUCGAUCACUUUCUCGUCAAUGUGAAAUGGAUUACAUAAUAGAAAGAUCUUUGGAAGAAGUUACACGUGAUGUAUCAAGAGAAGUAUAUAAUUCUUUAACUUCUGCGGCAGUUGCGGGGGCAUUACUGGAAAGUACAUGGACAGCUCUUUUAGUAGCCUUUUCUCUUCCAAUGGAAGAAACGGAAAAUAUGGAUCUUAUUGAUACUUGUCUGGAAGGAAUUGAAUAUGCUAUAAAAAUUAGUUGUAGAUUUUCUUCUCGUACGGAGCGAAAAGCUUUUAUGUCUGCCUUGUUAGCUUUUACACACCUUACAAAUUUACGAGAAAUUGAAUAUAAAAGUCUUAAAUCUAUUGUUGUUCUUAUUCGUAUAGCCUUGGAAGAAGGUGAUUAUCUUGAAAGCUCAUGGUAUGAGAUUCUUCACUGUAUUUCGCUCUUGGCAAAACUGCAGAUAUUGGCAGAAUCAUCACCAGCAUUACCAUCCCCUUCAAGAGGAGGAACUAACUCAAUGGGAAAUGAUACAAGUAUGGGAGAUGAUAGUAGUACCCAAUCAUCUAAUGGAACAAAGAAGGAACGAGUUAAAUUGGAACGACAAAAUGCUGGAACUAUUGCAAAGUAUAUUGAUGAAGUGGAAGUUCAUCGUCUUUUCUCUCACAGUAGUCAUUUAAAAAAUGAAUCUGUAGUAAAUUUUGUUGAAGCACUUUGUUUAGUAAGUGCAGAGGAACUUAGUGAAAAUCCUCCACGAUUAUUUUCAUUACAGAAACUUGUAGAAGUAACAGAUGCGAAUAUAGGUAGAUUACGUUAUGUAUGGUCAAAGAUGUGGGCUAAUGUUUCUCGUCAUUUUAUUACAGUUGGUUUGGGAUCUAAUCAACUUGUUUCUAUGUUUGUAGUAGAUCAUUUACGGCAAUUAGCAAGGAAAUUUUUAUUACGUAAAGAACUUGGAAAUUUUAAUUUUCAAAAAGAUGUAUUACGACCUUUUGAAGUAAUUGCAUUUCGCACAAAUUCAUCUGCGUUAAAGGAACUUAUUAUUGCUUCUUUAGGUCAAAUGGUGGAUUUACAACCAGAAAGUCUUGGUAGUGGUUGGAAACCAUUAUUAACAGCACUUGGAUAUUGUGUGCGUAAUGAAGAUAAUGAAGAAGUUAUUUGGCAUUCUGCCAUUGUUCUUCAAUGUAUUACACUUCAUCAUAUGCGUUUACUUAAUCCUCAUGAUUUGUAUUGUUUACUUAUGGCUUGGAAAGAUAUUGGAUGUUCUCAUUCUAGUGAAGGUAUUUGUCAAGUAGCUGUUUGGUUUAUUCGUUUUAUACCAAUUGUUUUAAUUGCCUGUGAUGUUAUUCAAAAUGUAGAAAUGGAUGAUGUGAAUAUAAUUCUUGAGAAAUUACCCUAUCAGAGUAUGUCGUCAACAACAAGAACCUCUACUACUACUACUACUACUACUACUACUACUACUACUACUACUACUACUACUACUACUACUAUAGAUUCAAUUAUUGAAAACUUCAAAGCACGAGGAAAUGGUAUGCUAAAAAAGGGAAAUGAUAGUUUACUUUCACUAGAGGUGAUAAAGUAUAUGACUUUUUGUUUUACUUCUUCAUUUCAACAGAAUGAAGUAGAGAAGUUUAAAAUAAAACAAAAUACAAUUUCUUUUUCUUCUCUUGCUGUAAGUGUAUUGGCAUCAUUAGUAAUGAAUGACCGUGUAAGUAGUGAUGCUAUUAAUGCCAUGAUGAUUCUUAUGUCUAAUUUACAUGAUAUAUUAACAAUAGAUUCAUGGUGGUAUAUAUUUAGUUCCACAGUUCCAUCUACAUUUACUUAUUUACUGGAACAAAGUCAAUUGUAUAGUGAUAAACCAGAGAAACGAUUAUCUCUAAUAAAACAAACUGUAAUGGGUAUUGUGCGAUUCUCUCAAUAUAAUUAUUCUACACCGUCAUUAACAGUAGAUCAUGCCAUUUUUUUACUUCGAAUUCUUUUUGGUGGUAUAUGUAUUGAUGGAAAUGAUGCUGCAGUGGAGAUUGGAUUUCAUGGUGCUCGUCAGAUACUACACAAUUUUGAAAAAUACACAGGAAUAAAGAAUAAUAAUGAAAAUCUCUGGAAUGAUAUUGUAAAGUAUAUUCAAGAAGUAGGGAAUGAACUAAAGUGGAAAUUGGAAUCUACAUGGUGUUAUUCUUUAUCCCCUACUCGUGUAGAGGAAGCGGUAUCUAUUACAUUGGCAUUAUUACAUUAUGUGAAGUCUCUUCGAGAUGUGGCGUUAAUGGAAGGUUUAACCAUUUCAUCUCGUACAGAGAUUGUAAAGGUGUUAUUAGAUAUUUUACGUGCAGUGAUGUUACUUCUUCGUAGUUCCUUCUCUACUCUUAUUUGUAAAUCAGAAGAAACACAUUCUUAUUCUUUGGCGUUAUUCAUUGCACUAGAACGAUCUGUUUGUAAUAUACUCAUGACAGUGGAUGAACAAUAUAAUACGUUUAUGAAAGAUCAUGUACAUAUCUUUUGGUCACUUAUAGUGGAACAAUUAGCCUUUCUCUCACCAACAACAUCAAAUGCCCAUUUAGAAGAGGCGGAGAGUUUACGAGAACUUGUUGGACUCAUUUUAGAUACACUACAUCAAUUACCCGUGAGUUUAAUGAUUCCACGUGUGAAGGCGAGUAUGCCAUUGUUUUGUCAACUUAUUACAAUAAAUGAUAAGAGAUUUGCCGCUUCUCUUGGAAGUCUAUUUUUGAAAUAUCACACGGCUUCUGCGGAGAUGUCUUGA